This is a messenger RNA of Schistosoma margrebowiei, 6980 nucleotides long. The record is from the annotation of a GenBank genome assembly. NCBI's taxonomy places the organism in Eukaryota, Metazoa, Platyhelminthes, Trematoda, Strigeidida, Schistosomatidae.
GUGUCUUGUGGUGGCAGAUUCGCCUUACCAAGCAGUCGGUGGGUUCGCUACAAGAUGAGUGCUGAAAAAGAUGUGGAUCAAAUUGAUACGCCGGAUUCUGUGAAAAAUACUGUUCCAAAUCAUGGAUAUUCUCUUCGUAAGGGCGACUUCGCCCAACGGCCCAUGUCCAUUAAGAAGUUUCUCGAGCCUUUCGACCACAGCAGUUUAACAAAUAAUGAGGCUGGUGAGAAAUAUUCAGCCUAUAAAGCAAGUUUCGCUCGCCAACAGUUGGAAGAGUUUUUCGAAAGGAACAAGUCGUAUGCUUGGUUCCGCGAGAAAUAUCAUCCAGAUUACCUCACAGAAUCAUCGUCCAGCAUGAAAGUGUUUCGAAGACGUUUAGAUAUUUUUAUGGAGUUUUAUAGAAAUGGUUAUUUUGACAAUCUACAUCUAGCCAGUGGUUAUGAAAGUGAAAUUGUCCGGCUGUUAGAUAUGGUUGCGAUUAAACUGGCUGGUGGGACGGAAGAGGACUUUGCUCUUUUGGACAAACUACUCGAAGAUAGAAUUUCUGAAGAUCCCAACGUGAUCAUUGAGCCAUCGACUUUUCAACAUACAGAAAAUGUUAAACCGAACAACAAUAUAGUUCAGUCACCAGAUAUACGAGAAGGACCAUUGGAUAAGGAGAAAUUUGAUGCGAGCACUAUGAAAAAAAAGCCUAAACCAGAUUAUUGCGAUUCUUCAAAAAUCCAGAAGCGUAAAGAGUUCAGAAUUAAAAGACGUCAAAAUAAUGCAGAUGAAGAGGAGGAAGGCGAAGACAGUAGUUUAAGUGAUGAUGAAAGUAAUGAUAGUGGAACUGAUAGCGUAAACAGUCAUAGUAGAGAUUCCAGUUCAAGUAAUAAUAAUAGUACUAGUGGUAGUAGCAGUAGUAGCGACAGUAGUGACGACGAUAAUGGUAGCAGUAAUAGCAGCAACAGUAGUAGUAGUAGUAGUGACGAUGAUGAUGAUAAUAAUAAUAAUAAGGAACACCAAAGGAAAGUUAGCAUAUCUAAAAGCAAUAGCAGUGAUAGCAGUGAUGGUGAGACGGUUGUAAAACAUAAGAAGAAGCGUUCUAAACUUGUUAAACAUAAGAAUGUCCAAGAAAAUUCUGGUCAUAGUGGUGACCGUCAUCGUCGCCGUCAUCACCGUCAUCAUGAUGAUACUACUAACAAUCACGAUAAUGUGCACAACAAAGUUAAUCCCAGUUCAAUUAACCAUUUAUAUAACAAUGAUCAUAACGACCAACAGAAUAAAAGUGAUUGUUCAAAAGUAGUGCCUGAUGAAAUCAACACGAUGUCUUCUACGAAAUCACCUAAUAUGACAGGGUCAACUCAAUCGAAUGAAGUUUAUGUACUAUCAGGGUUGACAGAUCCACCUUAUGCUGCUGGUGGUGUUGUUAUUAGUGAUGAUACUCAUAAUAAUAGUAUUACUAAUGAUGGCGAAAAAUCUAUGGAUUUCGAUAAUCUAACAAUAGAGAAAUCAGCAGAUCCAAUAAAUGAAGAUGAAUUGAAGGAAUUAAGUGUCACAAAUGAACAAACUCGUCGACCCAUUCAUUAUACAACUUUACUAUUUUUUCCACAUAUUCCAUUCAAUAUAUUCAAACGAGAUUUAAUAUCUGUACUUUCCACUUGUCCACAUUUCUUACGUUUAGCUAUCUUAGAUCCUGUUAUCAUGCCGGAUACAGUGUCAUCAAUAACAGAUGAUCAAAUAUUCGGUAGGGUGAAAAAUCCUAUACCUAAAAUUUUACUAAAACGUAUGGGAUGGGCAUCAUUUACUUCACAAUAUAUAGACGAUGUUAACAAUAAGUGGAUUAGUAUAGAUUUAAUCGCUAUAAAAAAUAAAUUAAUUGAAUAUGCAGUUGAUCGUGAAGCUUCAAGUGAUUUAAUUGAGUGUUUACGUUUAUCGCGACCAAUUUUGGAUCAUUUGAAAGUACCACAUCAAGAACGGGCUCGAAAGACUGGACAUUUGUUCGAUAAGUUAUUAAGUGUAUGUCCAACUCGUAUUCGUUCAAAAGCUUUAGCACGUCGUCAUCUAGUGAUAGCAGCUCGUGUUAUUUAUGAUUUCGACAAGGCUAGAGGUUUGUGGUCAACAACAGAGUAUGAUACUAAUGAUAAUAGAAAGAAUGAUAACACUAUGUCAGCAGAUAAAGAAGGAGGGAAAGAAGAACAUAUCAACUUGAGACGUCAUGGGGAAGUUUCCUCUAUCGUUGACGAUGGUGAAGAAGAAGGUGAAGAUGGUGGCGGUACUACUACUACUAGUGAACAAAAGGAGAAAAUUUAUAAAGAGACGCUGACGAUCAAUAAAUUAUCUCUUCAAAAUAACUUAAGCAAAAAUGAUAUCAAUCAUUCAAGUAAUCAAGAUCGGUCAAUGGAUAUAGAUCAAUCUCUUGAAAAUGAAGAAACAAUGGAAGAACAAAACAAUGAUUCAGAUGUGAAAGAAUCAUCUCAUCAGAAAACACAUAAGUCAUCAUCAUUACAAGACAGUAAAAAUUCUAGUGACGUAUCUAUGCUUUCAGAUGAUGAGAAACAAAGUGAUUUUAUUGAUCCUGGUGACGACUUAAUAAAGGCGGCAAAUAUAUUAAAUAGUAUAAAAACAAUAAAUCCUCUUCUGCAAGGUUUAACUGAUUAUCUUGUCGACGAGGGAAAUGCUGAAGAAGAACUUCUUUUGCUAGGCGGUAUGCAAUCUAUUUCAUUUCAACCAUCUUCAAUAACAAAAGGAACAUUAAUGAAUAAUUCACAAAUUAUUAAUUUACAUUCAUCAUUACAAUUACAACAACUUGAUAUAUCUUCACGAUUCUAUGAAUCAGAUGAUAGUGAAUUAUUAGUUGUAUUGGAUCGUUUAAUUUUAUAUUUAAGAAUAGUACAUUCAGUAGAUUUUUAUGCACCUGCAUUUUAUAUGAAUGAAGAUUUAAUGCCACAUCCAUGUCGUCUUAUACAUAUUCGACCGGGUUUAAAUGAAAUAACCAAAGCUUUAACACAAGUUAAAAGUCCAGAGAAAUUAAUCAAUUCAGAAUCAGUUGAUCAUGUAAAUAUUUUAUUGUAUUAUAUUUUAUUUAUCCAUAGUAUUAUUGUUAAAUUCACAAAAUGUCUUUGUAUAAUGGUCAUAGAUAUAGAGGAAAUUAUUGAUAGUUGUUUUUACAUUUUUUGUGGAAGCGUUUCAGCUGUACACAUAGACAUAAACAGUGAUAACCACUCGUUUAAUGAUCGAGUUGAAUGUUGGACCACGUAACCCUUGAUGGUAUCAUAAAACGAAAUAUGAUUAUCUCAUUUCCCACUGUUCACAAUUUUAAUUGUACUCAGUUUGUUGUAUAUCAUACAGUUCUCUAUAUGUCUCUGUAUAGUAUAUUUAGUUUUUCCCCAAUGAUAGUGGUAAUAUUCAUAUCCUGAUCACGAAGCUAGUUUGUUUCAGAUUGAAAUACAUAAAGGGUUAUUAAUGUUGAUUUUCAUGAAGUUUCUGAUUGAUAUCUGCUUGUAAUGAAAGCAACCUAAAUUACAUGAGAACGUUAUCAUUUUUGAGGUAUUUUACAGUUUUUGAAUUUCGAUAUAACAUAUUAACAAUAUGGAAUAAGUUGGUUCUCAGAUCUCGUAACCGAAUUCCUGAUGUCAAAAAAUAUAAUAAACAUUUAUUAAUAAUACAUGACAGUGUCCAAGCGUCUGGUGAUAAGCUGGAACGUUAUGGUUAUGUAUCUACAACCCGGAAAGAAAUUUAUUGGCGAGUUAGUUUCCAUACAUAUCUUACUAUCUACUUAGUUUCGCAAAGCCAAGCAAGAUUUUAAAAACGAUUGUUAAGAGAUUGGUACUUUAUUUAUGGUUUCGCAGGCUCUUGAGAAUGAAUAUAGCAAUUUCUUUACUCAAGAUUCAUGAAGCAUUUGUUUUAGUCAAAUUUUUAAACCAUUUGAUUUUUUCCCUAGCCCGAUUAUCACCCCUAGUUUCAAGAAGAUUCUUAACAUUCUCUUACACCCUCACAAUUUUGUUGUUGUAUACUCUAUAGGUAAGUUUCGUAAGUAUUUGUGUCAUAGUAGAGUGUAUAAACACGCGACUGCAUGAGUAAUUUUCCUGAAGGACAAAUCAAAAACUUCACCAAUGGUUGUAUCAAAGCUACUCUUGAAUUUAUAAACUUUCGCCCAUUAUAAAUACAGUCGAGCAAUUUUUUCGUAAUCCCAAACGUUGAGGAAAUUCAAACAUUUUUGUGUAAUUAUCAACGUUCAGUGUUUUAUGUAAACUUUUUUCGAAGCAUCCCUCGCGUUUCAUGGAACGACCAAGUGAGGAAUGUUAAAGUUGGCAAUAGUGUACGUGGUAAACCUCAGAAAUCGGUUGAUAAGACUGUAAACCAUCAUAUAAGAUAGUUAGAGCAUAUGUUGCAUAUCCCCAACGGCUACCGGCCUCAGUAAACGACGUUGCUCGGUGUAGAAGUAGGCUGGGAUAAAGCUAAGGGGACAAACUAAAACGUAGCCUCCGCCCAUGAAGUUAUUGACCACUAAACCGAAUCAUGUUGAUGCAGACUGCUUAGUUGGGCUAUGUGUGAUAAAUGUAAUCAGAAUGAUUGAAGACGAGUGACAUGACUCCGAAUCAUUCGCAAUGGCACAGAUGCAUUCACUUUUUGUUUUUCCCUCGAACUUGAACUCCGAUAUCUCUUCACAUUUACGUUUCUACUGUCUUUUCAAACCAUAUUCCAAAGGCUUAGUCUUUUCAUCAUAGUUACCACAUUAUUUCGAUCUCCUUAUUUGCGUCUCAUCCUGCUAGUCUAAUAUGGCGAAUUGGCUCAACGUACUUUUGUGCCAGGCUCUAUGUUGAUGAUGUCUGUCUGUCUAUCAAUAUACUAUGCAUUCAUUUACUUAUGAAAAGAACUCGGGGUACAACAUUAUUUCUCAACUUUGAUUUUACUUUUUUUGUGUUGACUAGACGCUAAAAAUCCUUGAUUUUUCGAAUUUUUUCUUUUGGUUAUGGUUACAACUGCAUGUGGAUAUAUUAUUCUUUGCUAAAAUUAAUUAAUUCUCAAAUUUUACAAAAUGUUAUUUCUCUUACACAAUCUAGUUAUUUGCCAGUCAAAUAAAACGUUUAGUACGACUCAUUACUCCGCUCACAGAAAAUGAUUGUAAAGGUUUGGGUUAUAGAAAUGCAGAUGAUGUUGUGGAAGAAUUCAUAAAAUUGAAUACACGUCGGAAAAAACGAAAGGCGUAUGUGUAAAGCUUGUACAAAUAUGUAUUGUUAUUAUUAAUUAUUUACUAUGAAGUAGGUUUUUUAUUAUUUGAUGGGCUGAAUUUUCGGUUGUUAAAAGGAGACAAAGUAUGCUAAUGGGUAGAUGUUAUACAAUGUAGUGCGAUGUGACCGAGUGAUAAAUGCCCACGAGAUCAAAUUAUUUCCUUAUUCCUCUUAAUUGGACUGCAUUCAAAAAGCAAGAUAACUACCCAAUAGAAUAGGUUUUCUUUCUUAACGAAAUGUUGCGGCUAUUGAACACAAAGAUAAACAUGACAAGAGGUCAUUUAACAAGUAAACGAUUAGAAGAUAUAGUAAGUAUGGGUCUCCCACUCUCAAUUAGAAUCAAAGUUUAACUAUCAAUCUUAAUUCUUGUCCUACUGUAUCAUCAUUAUGGUCAGUACAUACAUAGUAAAAAUUUGCGACAAAUAAAGAAUAUUGAUUCUGCUGAAUCUAUCGUAAAAAUGAAUUUUCUUUAACAGACUAAAAUUGGGCUUUCAAAGUUUUCUCAAUAAUUAGCCUUGUUAUCUAGAACAAAAUAUCCAUGAAAACUAAACAGGUAUUAGUUCUGGUAUCGGUUAUGCAUAUGUAUUAAAAGCUAGACACCAAUGAGAACACGCUUAUUCCUUACAAAUGAAAAUUAAGUUAUUCUUCACGAGGUUAUUCUAACUGAUGCCAAUUCAUGACAAAAACAAUUUUCAAACUACAAAAUUUUUAGUAAAUUAUUUAAGUAAUUGAAACUUAUGGUGUGUAAUCAUAGUAGAGCAAUAGCUUAGUGGUUGAAAUGUUUGAAUUUCAGCCACUAAGUCGCGGAACCAAACCUUGUCCCGCCUAAUAUAGCUUGAGCCAUCCGGUAUUAUCACACCAAGUGUAGCUCGAAGCCAAAUACAGAAAUCUCUACCUCGAAAACGAAUUUUAAAAUUUAUGGUGAUAAGUAGUUUUUUUCACCCAGUGUAUGUGUCAAAGUUUUGUAGGCCAGUUACUGUAAUAUUUAUCCACUUAAUUUUUUAUAUUAUUUAAGCGAUGUGAUAUGGGUUUGCCCAUUGUCAAAUAAGAAGUUCCGAGAUCCAAUCUACGUUAAGAAACAUAUUCUCAAUAAACAUAUGGAAAAGGUUGAAGCUGCCAAGAAAGAUAAUGCCUACUUUUUCAACAACUAUCUUAUGGAUCCUGCCCGACCCCAGUUGCCUCCUGAGCCAAGAUCUCCUAGAAGGCGAUCUCGGUCACCCUCACCAUCUCGCCGAACUGCUAGAGAAUCAAGUCAUCUAGCUAAUGAAACCAGUGAACGAGAACGUUCUAAUUCUUGGGCACAAGGAUCAAAUAACUUCCAGUCACAAAGAUGGCAGCAGUAUGGACGCAAUCGCAAUGAAGGUGGAAAUAUGGGAGGGAAUUAUGGACGGGAUAAUAUACACAGUAACUUACCAUUCUACCCCCGACCAUAUGGUCGCCAACAGUAUUCGAAUUUCCGAAUUCCAUAUGGUGGUAGCAAUCAACGUAGUUAUUAUAAUGGUCCACGAACUGGUGGAUAUAACUUUAAUCGACGUGGCUAUCCAAGACGGUCGUAUGUUGAUCUGGAUGCGCCUUGAAUGAAUGUCUCAUUUUAUUUGUAUGCAUUAGAUACUGACAAAUUUCGUUGUUUCCAGUCCGCAAUAAUCUCUAUGUAUUUUGUAUAUAAUUCAUAUCAAGGAAAACAGCAGCUAAACCCAACACUCAUCUUUUGUACUCAUAACUACACUACUACUAUUCCUCGUAAAAUAAAUAAAAUUUAAAGAAUUG